CGCCAGGCGGCGAAGUGACGUCAUUUCGGAAGACGUUGGUUUCCAGCCAGGGAUCAGCCCGCGGUUACUCAUGUAGAGAUCUAGGAAGUUGUCGCAACGCUGAAACCCCUUUCUUAGACUUUUACAGUAGUAAAAGUUUUAUUUGUUUUGCGAGUUUUGUACGUUAUAUUUUAGCCCAAACAGGCAAGCGACACCAUGUCUUUCGUCCCAGGACAGCCGGUGACUGCUGUUGUGCAACGAAUUGAGAUCCAGAAGUUGCGACAGGGAGAUAAUCUGAUCCUGGGCUUCAGCAUCGGCGGAGGGAUAGACCAGGACCCUGGGCAGAACCCCUUCUCUGAGGACAAGACUGACAAAGGUAUCUAUGUGACCAGGAUAACACCAGGAGGACCAGCAGACCUGGCAGGCUUGAUGAUGGGAGACAAAAUAAUGCAGGUGAACGGCUGGGAUAUGACCAUGGUGACCCAUGACCAGGCUCGUAAAAGACUAACAAAGAAGAAUGAGGAUGUGGUACGACUUCUGGUAACCAGAAAGUCGUUGGAGGAAGCUGUCAGACAUUCUAUGGGGUGUUACCCCAGACAGUAACAUAGUGGCACUACACUACUAAAGCAAUAGCCAAGGACUGAACAUGCUCAUGUACUGAGCUCCCACAAAUUCAGAUGAUGGUUGCACUGUGGCCUUUAUAAACAUGUUAAUGCAAAAAUACUACACAGAGCACAUCAGAUAACGUUUAGGUAGCAUAUCCAGAUGCCUGACGCUGCACAAGUCAAUUCUUACUCAUUCUGAUCAGUCACUUGACAAUGAGAGGGUGCUCUUCCUUUCCAUACACGCUCAAACUCAUCUCAAAGUUAUCCGGUUUACUUUUGAAGCAUCUUUGUAGCGUAUCCAUAUGUAACUGAUAGGAGAAGUAAAUUAUGGGAAUUUGCAGCACUCCAAAAUGUUUCAGCUCUACAGGGCUCAAACAUAUUUCAUCUGAAUCUGUUCUCGAAUUAAACAAAGAAUUCACAGUGAGAAUAUAAUACAGAGAUUUGUGUCUUAGUAACAAGUCUCUAAACCCACUUUUGGUGUCAGUUAAUACCACCAUAUGAAUUGUAAGAAGUAAAACAACUAGCAUGCUGACCUUUUUACAGGAAGAGAAGUGUCCCAAAACUCACAUGAUCCAUUUUGACAAUUUUUGAGAAAAAUCUACACUUUUGUUCAAUUAAAAUGUUGCUGUAUGUAAAGUAUUGUUUAAGGUUACGAAAGAUGAAUAGUUUAUGCAGAUAUUUUCAGUAAUUACUAAAAUUCCUCUUUGUUUGAACAUCAGCAGACUGAAAUUAGUUUUUGGAAGAUGUUUCAUAAAAUAGUGCUUGUAUAUCUCUCUAUUACACAUCCGUUUUUCAAUAGUGUAGUAGAAUAUUCUUGAUUUACUCCCACAUAGUAGAUACUUGCCAAAUGUCUUCAGUUUAUUCUUAAUGGGAGUUGUUUGGGAGCAAUUGUAGUCCUUCUUAAUGCAAGGUGUAAAACACUUCUAUUACCCUUUUUUACCUACAACUGACCAAAGAUAGAUUUGACUGACUGAAAAAAUCAAGAAAGUGCAUUGCUGUUUAUUUUAUUCUUAAUAAUCAGUAUCUCAUCUCAUUAAAUAAAAAAAUAUACAUAUAUUGCUGUCAUUCCUGUCAAGAUUACAGCAUCAAAUGCCAAAGUAAAGCAUUGGCACUAUUAAGUGAUCAAAAUAUGUAAAA
Messenger RNA from Xiphias gladius (swordfish), 1721 nucleotides. It is a transcript of the gene tax1bp3, whose product is annotated as Tax1 (human T-cell leukemia virus type I) binding protein 3. The coding region runs from base 196 to 582 and encodes 128 amino acids. NCBI's taxonomy places the organism in Eukaryota, Metazoa, Chordata, Actinopteri, Istiophoriformes, Xiphiidae. Gene Ontology annotation, cellular component: postsynaptic membrane; adherens junction; postsynaptic density. Gene Ontology annotation, molecular function: protein binding. The transcript has 4 exons. Gene Ontology annotation, biological process: neurotransmitter receptor transport postsynaptic membrane to endosome; neurotransmitter receptor transport, endosome to postsynaptic membrane. The record is from RefSeq and is a predicted model, not a curated record.